AUGAAAAAUAAAGAUAGUUACCAACUUUUACAAGAGAGAGAAGCUGCCCUACAGAAAAAUAGAAAUCAGAUACUUGGUGGAGAUAAUAUUAAGCGUGCGCUAAAUCAUGCUAAAAAUCAUAGGUAAUUAGAAUUUAUCCAAAUAAAGAAAGACUCAUUCAUUAUGAAAAAAAACUUUGACCUGAUAAUCAGAUUUUAGAGAAGAAAUGGAAUUACAGGGUAAAAAGAAUAAGAGUUAUUUAAGAUGAAGAGGUUUAAGAAUGCCGAGAGUUACGUGAAAUAGAUGAGGUAAGGUGAUUACUCGUAUCUUGAAAGAAAUUAUCAUCAUCAUCAAAGAUCUGUUGACAGACUAGAACCUAUAAAUGGAAGCCGAAACAGCUACAUUGAAAAUGAGAACAAUCCAAAUAUCUCAAACAUAAAAAAACCAAGACAAGAGAACAGGUCAUUGUCAAACAAUUAGAGAUACAAGUAUAAUAGUGUAAAUUCUCUAGAGGAUUCAACGGAUGAAAUACACUCAAAUUCCCUCGAAGCAAUAAAUAAAAAUGGAGGCAGGAAAAUUGUGAACUAUUCUAGUGGCAAUUAAUCAUAAUCUGAUAUGACAUCUCACAGGUAAGAAUCGACAGAACUUAAACUUCCAAUGAUCCGAUAGAGAUAAGAACCUGAUAAACGAUUGUUAAGCGAUGAUGAGAGAAGGAACAUAAUUUUGGAUUUCUAGUAAAGAAGGAAGGAUUUAUUCUAGCAACUCAACAGAAUGCCAAUUGCAAAUAUAACCAAAGCACACUAAGAGCUAAUUAGAGAAAUCGAAAGUGAGAUCGAUGAGACUGAGGCAGCAAUUAAGAUGUUUUCAAGUAGAAAGCCAGUCUAUGUUAGCACCUAAAAUAAUACUUUCACACACGAUUGA
Messenger RNA from Stylonychia lemnae, 900 nucleotides. NCBI's taxonomy places the organism in Eukaryota, Ciliophora, Spirotrichea, Sporadotrichida, Oxytrichidae. The record is from the annotation of a GenBank genome assembly.